GGAAGCCUGAAGCGGGUAUAUAAGAAGAACUUUGCCGCCUGGGCACGUUGCAUUGCGUGGAUGUACCUGAACAAUGCUAAUGGUAAAUAUCCUGUGGAUCGGUCUUUGGAUCGUUCCUCAGGCACUUGCCGCGGACUCAUGUGCAGGACAAUCGUUUGGAUACAGAUCGGCGGACCCAGCAGACCCCCACUCGUACUUCCUCUGUCUGGGCUUCCUGGGCCAGAUAAGGAGCACCUGCCAAGACGGAUUCCGGUUCAGUGUCCAAGACCAAAGCUGCGUGCAAGCAGGCCAGGCAAGUCCUGGCCACUCCUUAGCAGACAAGGACCCGACCAUCCACCAAAACGUAUUCAUUGACAGGCCGAUGAUUUUCAAUUUUUUCGGUAACCUGUGGGGCAGCCCCCAAAGGCCGAAUCCCUCCCUACCCUUAACGCAACCCCCCCAGACCACCCACGAUCAGCAACAAGACCCGAUACCCAGCGCAAGUUUCUCACUCUUAAGGGAAGUCAUUUCUUCCCCCCAGGAGAACGAGCUAGACUCCAAUGAUGCGUCACCUACUCCAACGAAUGAGGCAUCGAGGUGUCGCUUUUUACCAAACGGUUCCUUCAUAAGGGACUCCAAAAAAUGCGGAGUAUUUUACGUGUGUGCCAAUGGGAUCGGUAUUACUCGAUGCUGUCCAGAAGGUCUCCAUUUCGACAUCGAGAAGAGUUUUUGCAAUAUCCCAAGUAUGGUCGACUGCUCUCCCGAAGAAUUGACCACGACACCGUCCCCACCUAAAACUUCGACAACGACAAUUAGGCCCAGCCCUGCAGAACCAUCAUCCAUGGAACCAUCAACAACCGAACCAUCUCCGGAGAGCUCAACAGAGCCAAGUAGCUCCAGCUCAGAGGAACCAUUGUCCACGGAACCUUCUCCGGAGAGCUCAAUAGAGCCGAAUAGCUCCAGCUCCGAGGAACCCUCGUCCACGGAACCUUCUCCGGAGAGCUCAACAGAACCAAGUAGCUCCAGCUCCGAGGAACCCUCGUCCACGGAACCUUCUCCGGAGAGCUCAACAGAGCCAAAUAGCUCCAGCUCAGAGGAACCAUCGUCCACGGAACCUUCUCCGGAGAGCUCAACAGAGCCAAAUAGCUCCAGCUCAGAGGAACCAUCGUCCACGGAACCUUCUCCGGAGAGCUCAACAGAGCCAAAUAGCUCCAGCUCAGAGGAACCAUCUUCCACGGAACCUUCUCCGGAGAGCUCAACAGAGCCAAGUAAUUCCAGCUCUGAAGAACCAUCGUCCACGGGACCCUCGUCCACGGAACCCUCGUCCACGGAACCAUCGUCCACGGAACCUUCUCCGGAGAGUUCAACAGAGCCAAGUAAUUCCAGCUCUGAAGAACCAUCGUCCACGGGACCCUCGUCCACGGAACCAUCGUCCACGGAACCUUCUCCGGAGAGUUCAACAGAGCCAAGUAACUCCAGCUCCGAGGAACCAUCAUCGACGGAACCCUCGUCCACGGAACCUUCUCCGGAGAGCUCAACCGAGCCGAAUAACUCCAGCUCCGAGGAACCCUCGUCCACGGAACCUUCUCCGGAGAGCUCAACCGAGCCGAAUAACUCCAGCUCCGAGGAACCCUCGUCCACGGAACCUUCUCCGGAGAGCUCAACAGAGCCAAAUAGCUCCAGCUCAGAGGAACCAUCGUCCACGGAACCUUCUCCGGAGAGCUCAACAGAGCCAAAUAGCUCCAGCUCAGAGGAACCAUCUACCACGGAACCUUCUCCGGAAAGCUCAACAGAGCCAAAUAGCUCCAGCUCAGAGGAACCAUCUUCCACGGAACCUUCUCCUGAGAGCUCAACAGAGCCAAGUAACUCCAGCUCAGAGGAACCAUCUUCCACGGAACCUUCUCCAGAGAGCUCAACAGAGCCAAGUAACUCCAGCUCCGAGGAACCAUCAUCGACGGGACCAUCGUCCACGGAACCUUCUCCGGAAAGCUCAACAGAGCCAAAUAGCUCCAGCACAGAGGAACCAUCUUCCACGGAACCUUCUCCGGAGAGCUCAACAGAGCCAAAUAGCUCCAGCUCCGAGGAACCCUCGUCCACGGAACCUUCUCCGGAGAGCUCAACGGAGCCGAAUAACUCCAGCUCUGACGAACCAUCGUCCACGGAACCCUCGUCCACGGAACCAUCUUCCACGGAACCUUCUCCGGAGAGCUCAACAGAACCAAGUAGCUCCAGCUCCGAGGAACCCUCGUCCACGGAACCUUCUCCGGAGAGCUCAACAGAGCCGAAUAACUCCAGCUCUGAAGUACCAUCGUCCACGGAACCUUCUCCGGAGAGCUCAACAGAGCCAAAUAGCUCCAGCUCCGAGGAACCAUCGUCCACGGAACCCUCUCCGGAGAGCUCAACAGAACCAAGUAGCUCCAGCUCCGAGGAACCCUCGUCCACGGAACCUUCUCCGGAGAGCUCAACAGAGCCGAAUAACUCCAGCUCUGAAGAACCAUCGUCCCCGGAACCUUCUCCGGAGAGCUCAACAGAGCCAAGUAACUCCAGCUCCGAGGAACCAUCUUCCACGGAACCUUCUCCAGAGAGCUCAACAGAGCCAAGUAACUCCAGCUCCGAGGAACCAUCAUCGACGGAACCCUCGUCCACGGAACCUUCUCCGGAGAGCUCAACAGAGCCGAAUACCUCCAGCUCUGAAGAACCAUCGUCCACGGAACCUUCUCCGGAGAGCUCAAUAGAGCCGAAUAGCUCCAGCUCCGAGGAACCCUCGUCCACGGAACCUUCUCCUGAGAGCUCAACAGAGCCAAGUAUCUCCAGCUCAGAGGAACCAUCUUCCACGGAACCUUCUCCAGAGAGCUCAACAGAGCCAAGUAACUCCAGCUCUGAGGAACCAUCAUCGACGGAACCAUCGUCCACGGAACCUUCUCCGGAAAGCUCAACAGAGCCAAAUAGCUCCAGCACAGAGGAACCAUCUUCCACGGAACCUUCUCCGGAGAGCUCAACAGAGCCAAAUAGCUCCAGCUCCGAGGAACCCUCGUCCACGGAACCUUCUCCGGAGAGCUCAACGGAGCCGAAUAACUCCAGCUCUGAAGAACCAUCGUCCACGGAACCCUCGUCCACGGAACCUUCUCCGGAGAGCUCAACAGAGCCAAAUAGCUCCAGCUCCGAGGAACCAUCGUCCACGGAACCCUCUCCGGAGAGCUCAACAGAACCAAGUAGCUCCAGCUCCGAGGAACCCUCGUCCACGGAACCUUCUCCGGAGAGCUCAACAGAGCCGAAUAACUCCAGCUCUGAAGAACCAUCGUCCCCGGAACCUUCUCCGGAGAGCUCAACAGAGCCAAGUAACUCCAGCUCCGAGGAACCAUCAUCGACGGAACCCUCGUCCACGGAACCUUCUCCGGAGAGCUCAACAGAACCAAGUAGCUCCAGCUCCGAGGAACCCUCGUCCACGGAACCAUCUCCGGAGAGCUCAACAGAGCCGAAUAACUACAGCUCUGAAGAACCAUCGUCCACGGAACCUUCUCCGGAGAGCUCAACAGAGCCAAGUAACUCCAGCUCCGAGGAACCAUCUUCCACGGAACCUUCUCCAGAGAGCUCAACAGAGCCAAGUAACUCCAGCUCCGAGGAACCAUCAUCGACGGAACCAUCUUCCACGGAACCUUCUCCGGAAAGCUCAACAGAGCCAAAUAGCUCCACCUCCGAGGAACCAUCGUCCACGGAACCUUCUCCGGAGAGCUCAACAGAACCAAGUAGCUCCAGCUCCGAGGAACCCUCGUCCACGGAACCUUCUCCGGAGAGCUCAACAGAGCCAAGUAACUCCAGCUCCGAGGAACCAACGUCGACGGAACCCUCGUCCACGGAACCUUCUCCGGAGAGCUCAACCGAGCCGAAUAGCUCCAGCUCCGAGGAACCAUCGUCCACGGAACCUUCUCCGGAGAGCUCAACAGAGCCGAAUAACUCCAGCUCCGAGGAACCAUUGUCCACGGAACCUUCUCCGGAGAGCUCAACAGAGCCAAAUAGCUCCAGCUCCGAGGAACCAUCGUCCACGGAAGUUUCUCCGGAGAGCUCAACAGAGCCAAAUAGCUCCAGCUCAGAGGAACCAUCUUCCACGGAACCUUCUCCGGAGAGUCCAACAGAGCCAAGUAACUCCAGCUCAGAGGAACCAUCAUCGACAGAACCCUCGUCCACGGAACCUUCUCCGGAAAGCUCAACAGAGCCAAAUAGCUCCAGCUCUGAGGAACCAUCGUCCACGGAACCUUCUCCGGAGAGCUCAACAGAGCCAAAUAGUUCCAGCUCUGAGGAACCCUCGUCCACGGAACCUUCUCCGGAGAGCUCAACGGAGCCGAAUAACUCCAGCUCCGAGGAACCAUCAUCGACGGAACCCUCGUCCACGGAACCCUCGUCCACGGAACCCUCGUCCACGGAACCCUCGUCCACGGAACCUUCUCCGGAAAGCUCAACAGAACCAAAUAGCUCCAGCUCAGAGGAACCAUCGUCCACGGAACCUUCUCCGGAGAGCUCAACAGAGCCAAAUAGCUCCAGCUCCGAGGAACCAUCGUCUACGGAACCUUCUCCGGAGAGCUCAACAGAGCCAAGUAACUCCAGCUCCGAGAAACCAUCAUCGACGGAACCCUCGUCCACGGAACCUUCUCCGGAGAGCUCAACAGAGCCAAAUAGCUCCAGCUCAGAGGAACCAUCGUCCACGGAACCUUCUCCGGAGAGCUCAACCGAGCCGAAUAGCUCCAGCUCCGAGGAACCAUCGUCCACGGAACCUUCUCCGGAGAGCUCAACAGAGCCAAAUAGCUCCAGCUCCGAGGAACCAUCGUCUACGGAACCUUCUCCGGAGAGCUCAAUAGAGCCGAAUAGCUCCAGCUCCGAGGAACCCUCUUCCACGGAACCUUCUCCGGAGAGCUCAGCCGAGCCAAAUAACUCAAGCUCUGAAGGAACAACAUCAUCAACCGAGAAAUCAGCCGAAAGCUCUGCCGUAAUCGAAGCGGCUCCAUCAUUGCCCGUCCGUAGACCGAUCAAACCAGUUUUGAUGUCCAACCGUCCAGCUGUGUAUGGUGGGAAGGACGAAACACAGAGUUCGGUGGGAAGUAAACAACUGCAGCAUAAUCGUGUGCUGAGCACUUUGUCAGGGGGUUCUUCUCAGUUUCAAGAAAGAACAGACUGCAGUUUCCUCCCCACUGGAGCCUUCCUAAGGGAUCCCACGUCGUGCAACAAAUUCUAUGUGUGUGUAAAUGGAAUGGCCGUUCCCCGGCGCUGUCCUAGUAUUCUCUACUUUGACAUCAAGAAGAAGGUGUGCAAUUUCCCCAGCCUCGUGGACUGCUCUCUGGUGUCCAAAGGUGCCCCGGUCUCCGUAGUCAAGACACUUUCGCAGCACUCGGGUCUCAUUGGGUCAUCAUCCAGUCAGGAAGUGGAACAGGAACCGAUCCUUGAAUGCAGCUCGCUUCCAAACGGUGAACUUGUCCGGGCUCUGAAUUCAUGCAGCAAAUUCUAUGUCUGCGCCAAUGGCCUCGCCAUAUCCCGUCAAUGUCCGAAGGGUCUGUAUUUCGACAUCACAAGGAAGAUCUGCACCUUCCCCAGUCUCGUGGAUUGCUCGAUAGUCGAGUCGAGUCGAAAGCAAGUAAAACGGAAACCUGCCCAAGGUCGGGAUGGAAGCGCAUCACCAGUGAAGCUGCAUCGGAAAUAGAGGAGAUCUGAUCUUGCACAGAAAGGAUUAGUAUUAUUUGGUUUGCUCACAGUAUUAUUGUAUUAUAGGAACAUGGUAAAAGGGUAUCAGCAUUGGGCUAGUAGGUAUAUAGUUAUUCAUACGUUUUCUGAGUGGUUACUGACUUACAUAGUUAAAGUUUACAUGCACACACACACGUCACACUCCGAUCUAGGCAGUUACAGAGUAUUUUGGUUUAAUACCCAUUCCGCACUAUGAUAUAUUCAACGAUUAAAGAAUCUACAACGAAGAGAGAGAGACAGAGCCAGUCUGCCUCUGAAAGUAUUUAUAUUCUUAAGAAGA
Drosophila pseudoobscura is the source of this 5989-nucleotide messenger RNA. It is a transcript of the gene Muc68D, whose product is annotated as Mucin 68D. The record is from RefSeq and is a predicted model, not a curated record. Bases 74 to 5668 code for a protein of 1864 amino acids. The transcript is spliced from 5 exons. Gene Ontology annotation, molecular function: chitin binding. Gene Ontology annotation, cellular component: extracellular region. NCBI's taxonomy places the organism in Eukaryota, Metazoa, Arthropoda, Insecta, Diptera, Drosophilidae.